AUGGAAGGCACAGCUGAAGCAGCUGCUGGCCGACAAUACAACCAGAAAUGGCCUCCCUGCUGCAACUGUAGCUUAGGUGUGAAAAUAUUUCCACACUGGCAUUUGGCUGCCUCAGAUGCCUGUUCACGUUCCCUCGAUGAGAGAGCGUGUCGUCUGUUUUUUCUUUUGUUUCAAGUAGCCGCUAGCCAGAAGUUGCCUGUUACGCUAUCUGUUCUCGAAGAAUAUGAAAUAAAACCUGAGCAAAUAUACUCUGUUACCACGGAUAAUUGGUCUAAUAUGUUAAAAGCAGUUCAUCUUAUGGAAAACCGGCAUCCAACAUAUGUCGAUUCUGACGAUGAACAGGGUCAGCUUGAGGAAAAUGAUGCUAUUGACAAGAAUCAAGAGACAGAAGACUCCGAAGAAGAGCAAGUAUAUGCAUUUUAUAAAUACAGAAACAUAGCCAGCAAAAUAGAUAAAUGUCGCCAACUUUCAAAGGAAAUUCGGACGCCAACCAUUAUGCUUCUCAUAAAAGCACUUAAUAUUAAACACCCAAUAUUGGAUACCAAAACCAGAUGGAAUUCAACUAUAUGCAUGCUAGAACGUUUGCUGGAACUCCGACCAUUUUGCCAAAAAAAUUGCAAAACACACAAAGUCUUAUAUGUACCAAAUACAAUUUGGGAUUUCAUGGAGGAGUUUGUCACAGUUAUGAAACCCGUUAAGGAUGCCACAAUAGCCCUACAGGCAGCACAAUUGGUGAUUGGAGAUUUCUUUGGUGUUUGGAUCAAAAUGAGACUUGAGAUUUCUUCAAUGAAACAAAAUAUGGCAAAAGAUCUAAUGGCGUGUUUAAUGCAACGCGAGGAUGUUCUGCUAAGCCAGACAACAGUCAUAUCUGCACUUUAUUUAGACCCACGAUACAAAAGCCUUUUAAAUCGUGAAUCAGCUUUAAAUGCAAAAAGGUAUCUUUUAGAAACUUGGCGUCAAAUUCAAAAUUUAAAAUCAGAAACUACUAUGCAGGAUAAAAACAAUGGAGAUGUGAGCAGUACAUUGGGUCACGAGUUAAGUGAGGUGGACGCUUUUCUUCAAUCGCAAUCAAACACUGCUAUACCUGAAGUGGUCGUAAGGGAGGAUGAAAUUAAGGAAAGUAUAAAUAGCUUUCAACAUUAUCCCCGCAUUACGGCGCAGAGCGAUAUUCUAGAAUUUUGGGACGCACGUCGAUCACACCCCCUUUAUGAUAUAGCAUGUGUGGUUUUAGGAGUUCCAGCUACGCAAGUUAGUGUAGAGCGGAAUUUUUCUGCACUUAAAUUUAUUUAUAAUCAUUUAAGAUGCCGUUUAACUGAAGAAAAUCUCUCAAAUAUUCUUUUAAUUAAUUUAAAUACAAAAUCAACACAAUAAUUUUAAGUUUAGAGCUACCUUAUUUGUGGUAGCCAGUCAAAUUUGAAUGCAAAUUGUUAUUUACUUUUCCGUUGAACGGAAAAAAUUAUUCAAGACAAAUCAAUAUUCCUAGAAGUUCCUAUG
Stomoxys calcitrans (stable fly) is the source of this 1494-nucleotide messenger RNA. RefSeq names its product zinc finger BED domain-containing protein 4-like. Gene Ontology annotation, molecular function: protein dimerization activity. NCBI's taxonomy places the organism in Eukaryota, Metazoa, Arthropoda, Insecta, Diptera, Muscidae. The record is from RefSeq and is a predicted model, not a curated record. The transcript has 5 exons. Bases 1 to 1371 code for a protein of 456 amino acids.